Messenger RNA from Passer montanus (Eurasian tree sparrow), 3108 nucleotides. RefSeq names its product unc-119 lipid binding chaperone B (gene UNC119B). Gene Ontology annotation, molecular function: lipid binding. NCBI's taxonomy places the organism in Eukaryota, Metazoa, Chordata, Aves, Passeriformes, Passeridae. The transcript has 5 exons. Bases 190 to 909 code for a protein of 239 amino acids. The record is from RefSeq and is a predicted model, not a curated record. Gene Ontology annotation, biological process: cilium assembly; nervous system development; lipoprotein transport. Gene Ontology annotation, cellular component: cilium.
CCCGGCUUUCCCAGCCUGUCCCGCUGCGUCCCCGCACGGAGCGGCUGCCGCGCUCCCGGGUCACCCAUCCGGGCGCGACCGCGGCGGGCCCGGCUGAGCUUCGGGCGCGGCGUUGCCUGGCAACGGCCCCCGCCCCGCCCCGCGCUCCCAUAGCUACCGAGGCGGGCGGCGGCCAUCUUGGCAGCGGCCAUGAGCGGCUCCAGGGCGCGGGCGGCGGCGGCGGCGCCGGGGCCGGACAAGAAGCUGCCGCCGGGCUCCGCGGGGCCGCUCAGCCGCCUGCGGGGCCGGCGCGGAUCGGCCGAUGCGCCGCCGCGGCAGCCCUGGACCGAGUCCGAGUUGCUGGCGCUGGAGACCGUCCGGCCCGAGCACGUCCUGGGGCUGUGCCGGGUGACGGAGAAUUAUUUAUGCAAACCUGAGGACAACAUUUACAACAUUGACUUCACCAGGUUUAAGAUCCGGGACCUUGAGACUGGAACAGUACUAUUUGAAAUUGCCAAGCCGUCUGCUUCAGAGCACGCAGAGGAGGAUGAAGAUGACAGCAGUGAACUGGAUGCAAGUGCAGGUCGCUUUGUUCGCUACCAGUUCACCCCAGCGUUUCUCCGUCUUCGCACUGUUGGUGCAACAGUGGAAUUCACAGUGGGAGAAAAGCCAGUGUCAAACUUCCGAAUGAUUGAGAGGCAUUACUUCCGAGAUCGCUUGCUGAAGAACUUUGAUUUUGAUUUUGGUUUCUGCAUCCCCAGUAGCAGGAACACAUGUGAACACAUUUAUGAAUUCCCUCAGCUCUCAGAAGACCUUAUCCGUCUGAUGGUUGAAAACCCGUACGAGACGCGCUCAGACAGCUUUUACUUUGUGGACAACAAGUUGAUUAUGCACAACAAGGCCGACUAUGCUUACAAUGGAGGACAGUAAUCAUUCUGUCUGCUGGAUGCUGUGAUGCCCUUAACCAUUCCAGAUGUGCAGGAGUGGACUGGAGUUGCUGUCUCGUGCAACAAAGCUUCUUGCCAAACUUUUUCUCUGUGCAUGAGGCUGAGAACAUGAAGCAAAGACGACGGCUCCUCAAAGGAAAUCUCCCUGCAACAACACCUCUCUAUCUGAGACUCAGCGUUUCCUGCCUCUCCUUCUCUGUUCCUGGCUAUCUUGGUUAGGUCAGUGAUCAGAGGGACUCUUAAACAAUUCUUGCUCUUAGUCUUUCUAGUUAGUUUGCACCUUUAGUGCUUCUGAUGUUUCACCUCUUGGGUGAAUAUCCUUUUUCAACAGGUCAGGUUGUUUGUGUUAUGCUGUUUCUUAGCAGGAAAAUCUUAACCCCUUCAAGUAGCCAGCAAUGCUUGAAGAGCAGAUCUUCUGUUCAGUAGGAUAGAUCAUCUCUUCAGUGGCAGUGGUUUUGUUUGUGGCAUUGCUGACAUUGUUUUUUAGGGUGCAUCCAAAUAUUCUCCAGUGGGAAAGAGACUAAUUCAGCUUCUAAGCAGUGAGGGAAUAUUCCAUCUGCCUCUGGGGCCCUGAGCUGCCCCUAAGAUCAUUUAAGCUCUGUUUUGCCAGAGAUUUCACUAGAGAUACGAGAUAGGGGGGAAAAGGGGGCUGUUCCUCUGAUAGCAUUUCUGUUUGAGCUUUUGUGAGCAAACUGAAUUUUGGAGCUCAGGGGUCAACCUUAGAGCUGAAGUUAAUCUCACCAUAUUUACCAUUUCCCCUUCUUCCCUUUGUAGGAAUUUUUUGCCCUUGGUACAGAAUGUAUUGCUUUUUUAGGUAGACAGCACAUUGUCAGCCUGGCUGGGGUGAAGGUGUCACUCUAGUGGGGCUUAGAGGAAAAAGGGAGAAUGUGGAAAAUCACUUGAAAAAUGAAUAGGAAGCAGAGCUUCCUAGGCUUCAGUCUGUACUUGUAAACCUGACUGGUCUGUCAGAGUUGCUGUGAGCAGCACCAGCUCAUUUUCUUUGUUGCAGUGGAGAUAUUAGUAGCUAAAAGCUUCCCAGGUCAGAUUAUUCAGUGUUAUGGAGUGGGAUCCUUGGAAAGUGAGAAUGUACAUGGUUCUCUUUUUCAUUGUCCCCAUCACUGCUCUGCCUGCUCAGCUGCUUAUUUAUGGUUUAGGAAGUCAUGCUGCUGAGUUUGAUACCACAGCUGUGUUUGGGACCUGGCAGUGGGAGACAGCAUCAUGCAGUGGGAAGAGGAGGACCUGUGUCUUGCCAGUAGCUGUGCUGGGGCAAGCUCCCAACUGUGCAAAAUCUCAGCUAUCAAAACUUUUUUUUGCCAGUUUUGCUGGCUCUCAAGACUGGUACUUUUCCUGUCCCCAUGCUGGGCUGGUCAGUUGUGUCUCUUGUUAGAGGAAUUAGGUUGUGUCUAGACUGGAGACCUUUCCUAAUACUAGUUCCACUUGUUCUGGAGACAGUUAAAACUUAACUCUUCAAUGGUUACCUGUUGAGCUAAGAGGGAUUCAGCGUAGUUUGUGUUUUAGCAGGAUUGAGUGGUGGACAUCAGAGCCUAGAGCUUGUUAAUGCAGACAGCACUAGGAAACCACUGCCUUUACCUCCAGAUUAGUGAAAGGAACUUUGGCGUGGAACAUCAGCUGGCAUCAGAGUAAGCAGUGGGAGUGUGUGGGGUGGCAGCCAUGAAUGAAUCUCCAGCUCUUAGGAAGAUACUUAAUUAUGAUUAACCACAACAAAUGACCUGUUCUGGGUGGAGCAUUAAUCAUAAGCAACCACAACAAAUGUCUUGGGAAUGUGGAGGGGCAAGGUCUGCCUGAUGGAAAGAUGAAGAACUAUUCUGCCACCAUCGAUCCCCUCCAGCAUCUCCACGGGCACUGAUGCAAUCUUGUUUGGGAUCUUCAGGAUUAGUUAAAGCUGCUGUUGGGGUGGACCCCGAGAUGCCUCUCGCAGUGAACACCUUCCACAGCCCUCAGGCUGUGCCUCUGAGGGGGGAAGCAUUUGCUUUGCUCUAAGUUACUCACCACAAUGCAGAACUGCCUGGAAGUGUGCUUUUCAUCCUGAAGUGUUCAGAAAUAGUGUCUGAAGAGCCUACUCGUUAUCCCCUGGCAAAUUUUAGCAUAUUGAACUGAAUUUUAUAUGUAGUAUAAAUCCAGGUGCCUUUAAACGUUACUUUUAUCACACUUUCUCCAUGAA